CCCUGUAGUGGAGGGUGAGCUGCUGAACAGCGCACCCUCAGUCACUCCUCCUCCUCCUGCUGGUCUGUAGUGUGGAGAAGCGGAGGACCGCGGCAGGGCAUCACCUCACCGGCUGGGCUGCUCAGCUUCAGCCCCAAGCUCUCAAACAGCCGGCCGAGUAUCUCCUUCCAGACCGAGUGUGGGGAUUACUGGUUAAAACAGCCGAAGACUGGAUGUUCUGCUGAACGGAUGCGUGAGGACAUGUCGAGCGUGGUAUGUGUGAAGGAGUUGGAGGGGCAGGGCGACCCCGCAGAGAAGCUGUCCCAGGAUGAGCUGCUAUGUCGGACGCGGGAGGUAAUGCAGGGGCUGGAGGCCCUGCGGGCCGAACAUCAGGUCAUCCUGGAGGGGCUGAUGGGAACCCUGCGCUGCCUCAAGCAGAGCCAGGAGGGUCGAGCUGUCGAGGAGAAAACCACCAUGAUCCAACGCUCACUCGAGAUGCUGGAGCUGGGUCUCAGUGAAGCACAGGUGAUGAUGGCACUUUCAGGGCAUUUAAGUGCGGUGGAGGCUGAGAAACAGAAGCUUCGGGCACAGGUGCGGCGACUGUGCCAGGAGAACCAGUGGCUGCGGGAUGAGCUGGCAGGAACACAGCAGCGUUUGCAAAAGAGUGAGCAGAGUGUGGCCCAGCUGGAGGAAGAGAAAAAGCAUCUGGAGUUCAUGAACCAGCUCAAAAAAUAUGACCAGGACCUCAGCCCAACAGAUGACAAAGACUCUGACUCCAGCAGGGAGACUUUGGAUGAUCUUUUCCCUGAUGAACAGGAUGAACCAGGUCCUGGAAUCCAGCCUCCACACAGUAGUGCAGUAGCAGCAGCGCAGCAGGGAGGCUAUGAGAUCCCGGCCCGACUCCGAACUCUCCACAACCUGGUCAUCCAGUAUGCCUCUCAAGGUCGCUACGAGGUGGCCGUACCCCUGUGUAAACAAGCUCUGGAGGACCUGGAGAAGACGUCAGGGCAUGAUCACCCUGAUGUCGCCACCAUGCUCAACAUCCUCGCCCUCGUUUACAGGGACCAGAAUAAAUACAAAGAGGCUGCAAACCUUCUGAACGAUGCACUUGCUAUCAGAGAGAAAACACUGGGCAAAGACCACCCUGCGGUGGCGGCGACACUGAAUAACUUGGCAGUUCUUUAUGGCAAGCGAGGGAAAUACAAAGAGGCAGAGCCGCUGUGCAAAAGAGCUCUUGAGAUCAGAGAGAAGGUCCUCGGUAAGGACCACCCUGAUGUGGCAAAGCAGCUGAACAACCUGGCCUUGCUGUGUCAGAAUCAGGGCAAAUACGAGGAAGUGGAAUAUUAUUACCAGAGAGCGCUGGAGAUCUACCAGACCAAACUGGGCCCUGACGACCCCAACGUGGCCAAAACUAAAAAUAAUCUGGCAUCAUGUUAUCUGAAGCAGGGGAAGUUCAAGCAAGCAGAGACUCUGUAUAAAGAGAUCCUCACGCGAGCACACGAGAGGGAGUUCGGCUCUGUGGACGAUGAGAACAAACCCAUCUGGAUGCAUGCGGAGGAGAGAGAAGAACAGAGCAAGGGCAAGCAGAAGGAUGGGUCUCCUUUUGGAGAGUAUGGUGGCUGGUACAAGGCCUGCAAAGUGGACAGCCCCACAGUGACAACCACACUGAAGAACCUGGGUGCUCUCUACAGACGGCAGGGCAAGUUUGAGGCUGCUGAGACGCUGGAGGAGGCUGCUAUGCGUUCCCGAAAACAGGGUCUGGAUACAGCCCAUAAGCAGCGUGUGGCGGAGGUGCUGGGGGAUCCAGAGGCUCGAGAAAAGCAGCGCAGCAGAGAGAGUCUGAACUCUGACACGGUGAAGUACGAGAGUGGCCCUGACGGAGGAGAGGAAGUGAGUAUGAGCGUGGAGUGGAACGGGGACGGCUCGGGCUCGUUGAAGCGCAGUGGCUCCUUCAGUAAACUCCGGGCCUCUAUCCGGCGCAGCAGCGAGAAACUCGUCCGCAAACUCAAAGGAGGAAGCUCGCGAGAAAACGAACCCAAGAACCCUGGCAGCAUGAAGAGGGCCAGUUCACUGGGAGUUCUCAACGAGCCGGACAAACCUGUGGGAGAACUCUUCAAAGAGCGAAAUAAUCGUCUGAGGAAGAGUCGGGACCUGAGUGCCAGUCACACGAAUCUGGCGCAUUGAAGGUCUACGUAGGUGGGACGUCCUGGUGGAGAGGGUACAGACAGCGGGUACAGAAGUGGGCAGCUUCCACAGACUUCUCUCCCAGCACUAAACUUUUUUUUUCUUCUUAUAAAUACACGACAGCUCUCAUUGACUCCUGCCUUUCCUUUCCAAAGCUGGUGUAUAUAAAUUUAACACAAACUGCUGUCAGAUAUGUGCAACUAACAAUCAUGCAUCCUCAAGCCCCUGUUUAAACAAUAAUGAGCAAAAAAAAAAUACACUCUACGAGUAACAGAACUUGAAGUAAAUCUGAACGUUGUCAGCACACAAAUCACAUUCAGGUUGGCACUUUUGACCCAGCGAUGCUGCUGGUCCUGCUUUUUUUAUUUUUUUAACUCAUUUGUUUUUCUCUGUACAUUUUUUUUAUUCCUUUAAAUGUCACCCCUGUGGACUACAUGUAUCUCUAAGAAGGGCAUGGUAACUUGUGACUCUGUGGUUUAGAUGUGUACUUAAGUGCAAGUAUGGAAAUAGUUUCUAUUGCUAUGAUGUUACAUAGUUUGCUUUGUUGUCAUUUUCUACCCAGUUUGGUUAUGUAAAAUAUUAUCACUGACAGCAUAAACAUUUGUAAUAAUUUGUCAACCUUUCAGAAAAAUUAGAGAUCACAAAGAUAUCUACGUCCCAUAAAAAAAAAAACUUUAAAACUAUUUAUUUCUUUGAUAAAUUGUGAACUGCACCUGCAAUUUUGAAUGUUUCUGUUUAUAUUGUGUAUUUUUUUUUUUUUUUUUUGGAAAAAUGGAGAUGUUUAGAAGACUUUGACAUAAGAAGCCUUAAAUGCUUUUUGAUAUCAGUGAGAAGAAUGUGGAUCAAGGGUUUCUCAGGACAGAAGGAGCAUGUGAUGGUGUACCAUGAAAAACUGCACUUGAUUAAUCUCAUAUAAGGAUGUUAUGGUCAACAACCUGUAACUGUUACAGUAGAAAGUUUAGUUUUUAGUGUUUUUUUUAUAUAAAGUUUUAUAAAACUGACUUUGGUGAGUUGAUGGACUGGCUCUGUUUAACUCAUCUACCUAUGUUGACUAGCUCCUCAGAAUAUGUGUCAGGUAGAUUUUUUUUUUUUUAAGCUUAAAGAUUGACAGCUGAGACAAUUUUUGUCUCUGUCCAUCAACUCCAAUACAUUGAUGAUUCACAUGGAGCAAGAAAUGCUGUUACACUAAAUAAAUAUGCACUGUAAAGACAUUGAAAAUAUAAAAUAUAUCCUUCUAAAAGUUUAAACAUGGCGAGGGUUUUGAGUAGGUAGCGGUGUGCCUUGUGAAAGUGAGUGCCUUGAUCAGGUCCCUUUUGUUGGAUGUAGGUUGGAUAUAUAGAGUAAAUGAUUAUGUUGAAAAAAAUUCUUUAACGUGGUUUUCUAAAAAUAAAUAAAUAAAUAAACAGAAAACCAAGUUUGACUGAAUUUCUUUUACUCAGUAAUGCCUGCAAAUGUUUUAGAUCUAUUAAUGCAGUUUUUUUGUUGUUAGGGUUUUUGAAACUGCAUGUAUCCUCUCUGCAUUGGGCUGCAUUUAUGAUAAAGUGCAAUAUGGUAGCUGCUCUGUGUGUUUGUUUAGUUUGAUCUUAAAUUUAGCACAUCCUACUGACAAAAGCUGCUUGGCUUGGUGUCGUUGUGAUUAAAUUUGUGGUUGAAUUAA
Molecule: messenger RNA, 3820 nt
Organism: Astyanax mexicanus (Mexican tetra)
Lineage: Eukaryota; Metazoa; Chordata; Actinopteri; Characiformes; Acestrorhamphidae
Gene: klc1a
Product: kinesin light chain 1a
Exons: 17
Coding region: 229-2163 (644 amino acids)
Biological process (GO): axo-dendritic transport
Cellular component (GO): membrane-bounded organelle; cytoplasm; kinesin complex
Molecular function (GO): kinesin binding
Source: RefSeq, a predicted model, not a curated record